Messenger RNA from Monopterus albus (swamp eel), 3619 nucleotides. RefSeq names its product glucagon receptor b (gene gcgrb). Gene Ontology annotation, biological process: cell surface receptor signaling pathway; adenylate cyclase-activating G protein-coupled receptor signaling pathway. NCBI's taxonomy places the organism in Eukaryota, Metazoa, Chordata, Actinopteri, Synbranchiformes, Synbranchidae. The record is from RefSeq and is a predicted model, not a curated record. Gene Ontology annotation, cellular component: plasma membrane. Bases 389 to 1987 code for a protein of 532 amino acids. Gene Ontology annotation, molecular function: glucagon receptor activity; peptide hormone binding; gastric inhibitory peptide receptor activity. The transcript is spliced from 14 exons.
AUGCCAGUCCGACACACUUCAGUUCACUCUUCAACAGGAGUGAGGGUUAAUUUAGAAAAGUAAUUUUUGGACUCCAUUGAAAAACAAACCAACAUCCUGAGCCUGGCCUGUAGACCUUAACUGGACAAGGGUACAUUUGUGAAGUCACAGGUUCAAAUCUUUCUCUUCUUUCUUCAACCUGAGCGCGGACACGGGUGUGCGUCCCGGCUGUGUUCUCUGGACUGUACCAGCGAUGAUGGACCAGGCACUGAGAUGAGCAGCGGGUGGUGUGGGGCUGCCAGGGGCGCAAGAAGAGGUCUGGACGCUUAGGCCACAUGAUGAGAUAGGGCCAAGACUGCCUCCUCUGAGUUCUGGUGCCCACUGAACCCCAUCUUCCAGCAUCAGUGGGAUGUCCCAGGUGUGUCUCCUCUUGGCCUGGCUUGCGCUCUGCAGCUGCACAAAGGUCUCCUCUAUUAACUCCUUGGAGCUUGUGAAGGAGCAGUGGAGCAGUUACAAGAACCAGUGCCUGGACCACCUUAGCACCACGCCCCCCGCCACAGGGCUGGUGUGUAACAGAACCUUUGAUCUAUACGCCUGCUGGCCUGAUGGACUCCCAGGAACCAUAGUCAAUGUAUCCUGCCCAUGGUUCCUGCCAUGGUACCGGAAAGGUUUGUAUGGUCUGGUCUACAGAAUCUGCAAAGAAGAUGGUCAGUGGGCACAGAAGAAUACCAGUGAAUGUGAGGAUGACCCUGGCGAGGUGUGUACACAGCAGUAUGGACGCAUCCUCAAUCACUUACGGAUCAUGUAUACAGUUGGCUACUCUCUCUCCCUAGGAGCUCUGCUACUGGCCCUGGGAAUCCUCAUCACCUUCAGGAAGCUCCACUGUAUGAGGAACAACAUCCACAUGAACCUGUUUUCCUCCUUCAUCCUGAGAGCCGUGUCCAUUCUGGGAAAAGAUGCCCUGCUAACCCUCACACUGGACUCCAGGAGCAGCAGCAACAGCCAGACACAAGGCUGGGUCAGCACCCCGGCAGUGAUAUGGUGUCGUGGUGCAGUGGUGAUGAUGCAGUACACCGUGAUGGCCAACAACUACUGGCUGCUGGUGGAGGGCAUCUACCUUCACAGCCUGCUAGUCAUCACUGUGUUCAGCGAGAGGAAUUACUUCUACAUUUACCUGGCCAUUGGCUGGGGCGCACCACUCAUAUUCGUGCUGCCCUGGAUAUCAGUGAAAUACCUUUAUGAGAACGAGGAGUGCUGGGAGAGGAAUAUUAACAUGGGAUACUGGUGGAUCAUCCGUUCUCCUAUACUGUUCGCUUAUCUGAUUAACUUCUUCAUAUUCAUCCGAAUUAUCAAAAUCCUGAUGUCUAAACUCAGAGCUCAUCAGAUGAGAUACACUGACUACAAGUUCAGAUUAGCAAAAUCCACUCUGACUCUCAUCCCCCUGCUGGGAAUUCAUGCCAUCCUCUUCACCUUCGUCAUCGAUGAGUCCGUCCCCAAAGGCUCCAUGCUGCGCCUCAUUCGCCUCUUCUGUGACCUCCUGUUCAACUCCUUCCAGGGCCUGUUGGUUGCCAUCUUGUACUGUUUCAUCAACAAAGAGGUGCAGUCAGAGAUGCUGAAAAAGUGGAAGAGGUGGAAGCUGGGUAAAGACAUCGACGAGGAGUAUCGUCACACCCACAGCCACACGCCACAUGUCAAGAGCGGCAGCAUUGUCACCGGCAAUCAGCCUGACCUCCAUGACAACAAUGCCAGCAACUCGCCUCAUCUCCACAGAGCUGACAGAGGCCCUCCCUGCCCUGUGGCGCUGGAGGAGACCCGCAGACUGGUUGUAUCCUACAGGAACGGGACUGGGAAAGGCAGGUCUGCCAAGAGCAAACACACAUUGUUUUUCUCUACGCUGCUGCAUCGAGGACCUGCCAGCCACGCCAGCACCACCACAGAGGAUGUGUGUCUGGAAGAGAGGCCCCGGUGCAGCUCAGGUCCUCUGGAAGGGGUCAAGACUGAUGUCUGAGGACAACGUGGUCUGGUCAGAUUGUCACGUAAGCUGUCACUGGCUGUGCUUAUCAUUGUUUCAGAUCAGCAUUUAUCAUGUGUCACCAAGCCUGAAUGCGAAUGGGGAGAAUGAGGAAAUGACCCAUGGAUGAUGUGCCCAGCUGCAAAUGAAUAUUUAUUGCUUUUGGGACCUUGAACAAAAAAGAAAUUACUGAGUUCUGACAUCAGGAAUGAUUAGGUGUUGUGUGUGGGUGGGUGGGGGGUACAGAGAACUGCCUUACCAACACUGAAUUUCCGCUCAUCUUUCCAUUUGUACAGCUGUUGUUGUGAGUCAAGCUUAUACCUCCCAGUGUCAGUGUUUUUUUCCUCAUAGUUUAAUGGACCUGAAUGUGGACUGCAGGUGACUGCUGUUGUUUUGGCUAUGCACACUGUCGUUCUUACAAGGGUGAACAAUUCACUGGAGACACCUGACUCUUCAUUACACAGUGCUAGCCAUGCUGAGACUGCCUCAUAGAGGAUAGAUGAUUUUAUCUUCAAGACUGUGCUACAGUGUUUAAAUUAUUCUGGUUUCCAAUGACCAAAGCCAAACAAGAAAAUAAAAAUAUACUAUGGUGGGUUUAACUUCAUCUUGGUAAAGCCAUCUUCUUUGAUGCACAUUCCUUUCCUCUCUUGUUUUCUGUACCAUAUCUGUCCUCUGUUUUAAACAGGAAUUCCUAUCUAAAUGUAUAAGCAAAAUAAUAUCAAAAGGUAUAUACUGUAUGUUAUUAAUAAUGCAUACUACUGUAUGUCCACAGCACUUGUAUUUAUCCAGUGAGUCUUGAUUUGCGUUCUUACAGGCUCAGAGCAAAAAUUUUAUACAUGUCACUCUGCACUUAAUUAGAUGGAAAAUCUGUUUGGCAAAUGUGAUUUUUGGUGUUUUACAUACAGGUAAUUGGAAGAUGCUCCAGAUCACCAUCAUCACAAUGCUGUCAUUGUUCAUGCAGCCGCACAUUUAUCCAGUCCUACAGCUUAUAAAGAAUGGAGGCAAACAGAAAAUGACAGAGUUUAUGUGUGAAAUCUACAGCCUGAACAGAGAAACAGAGAAAAGUCAUUUUAUGUGCCUGGAAGGUUUUUAAAGAGAAGGUGUUGCUUUUGCAUAACCUAAUGUUUGACUAUUUUGUGAUGCACAAAGUAACACAUUACCAGCAGAGGAACCACCUGAUUUUAUUUUAAAUUGGAUCAGGAUUGAUAUUUGAUGAUGCAGUAUGCAAAAUGUGCGACACAGAACCACUUCGUUUUGGGUUCAGGAAAUGAACAAAUUUCUUGAUCAGACAGAAAAAUGACAGAAAACUAAUAUUUUGUUUGAAGUUAAGCAAAUGUAUUGUACAGUGUAAAUGUAGAUUAAAAAAAAUGAAUAUUAUAAAAACAGAAAGGUAGGUGAAUGUGGAUGUUGUUGUGUGUCUUUGCUUGCAUUCAAUGACUGAAAAAUGAAAACGAACGUAAGUGAUUAUCUUGAGAAAAGACCGUGUUUUACAAAAUGUGAGUGUAUCUGUUGCAGUUAUGUGCAGGGGUCUAAAGCUAACAGUGUCACAAGAGGAAGCAAAUUGGUUUAUACAAAUGCCAGAUUGUUGUGUCUCAUAUGUCUCCGUGGAUCCAAUUAAACUGAGCUCUG